Salvia hispanica is the source of this 3246-nucleotide messenger RNA. Its product is annotated as Topoisomerase II-associated protein PAT1. Gene Ontology annotation, cellular component: P-body. NCBI's taxonomy places the organism in Eukaryota, Viridiplantae, Streptophyta, Magnoliopsida, Lamiales, Lamiaceae. The record is from RefSeq and is a predicted model, not a curated record. Gene Ontology annotation, molecular function: RNA binding. Gene Ontology annotation, biological process: deadenylation-dependent decapping of nuclear-transcribed mRNA; P-body assembly.
AUACACCAUUUCUCUCUCUCUUCUCUCUCUGUUACAUAAAUAUGGGCACGGGCAACAGCUUACUGUUUGCGAAACAGUGACUGAUUUCGUCGUCGGCAUCAAAACCCUAAUUAUCGGCGGUGGUAAUUGUGUUUUCAAUUUCACAAUUCAUGCGAUUGCAGCUAGGGUUUUCAUAAUUAAUUUCGUGAUUAUGGAGAGAUCUGGAUGGAAGGAUCUCAGCGACUUCACCGACCAAUCCAGCAGCUCAUUUUCUGAUUCGGCGCGGUUUGAUGCUGCGCAGUAUACUUUUUUUGGGAAAGGUGCGGUGGAUGAAGUGGAAUUGGGGGGAUUUGAAGAUGAGGAUGGGUUUGCUUCUGGAGUUGAAGGCAGAAUUGGUGGGGAAGAUGAUCUCAAUGAGUAUCAUUUGUUUGACAAAGAUGAGGGAUCAGGAUUAGGACCAUUAUCUGAAAUAGAUGAUCUGGCUACUACAUUUGCUAAGUUAAACAAAGUUGUUUCUGGACCUAGGCAUCCUGGUGUUAUUGGUGAUCGAGGAUCUGGAUCUUUCUCAAGGGAAAGUUCAUCAGCUACUGAAUGGGCACGAGAAGCAGAUUUUCCCGAUUGGGUUGACCAUCACAUGUCAGACUCAGAAUGCUAUGAGGAAAACAAGAGAUGGUCAUCACAGCCACAUCGUUCUUCAUUGUACCGCCAAGAGUCUACACCAUUAUAUAGAACUUCAUCAUACCCUGAGCAGCAGCAAAUGCUUCAACACUGUUCUAGUGAGCCUAUUUUAGUCCCAAAAUCAGCAUUCACUUCUUUCCCUCCACCAGGAUCACAACAAGCUUCACCAAAUAGUGCUCAUCGUAUUAGUUUGUCAUCUCUUUCUGGUGGACUUCAGUUGCCUUUCUCUUCUUCGAGCAACUCUUCAUUAGCUAAUUCUGCUCUCCAUAUGUCUGGCCUGCCACAUGGAUACCAUUAUAACCCAAACAUGUCACGUUUAUCCUCACCCAAUAUCUCACGUCACAAUCAACAUCAAAAUCAAUGGAGUAGUCACGCUGGUGUUCUUCAUGGGGAUCAGUCUAUUCUCUUAAACAAUAUUAUGCAGCAUCAGUUUCAAAAUGGGUUAUUACCAUCACAUCUGCUGUCCCCACAGCAGCAGAGAGGACAACUUUCAUUUCAACCAUCAUUAGCCCAUUUUUCAGCAUUACAGUCACAAAUAUAUAAUACCUACCCCUCUCCUGCACAGUUAAGCAAGUAUGGAUUAGCAGAAAAGAAAGAAGCAAAACCUAAAUCUGGAAAGAGCAGACACUCUGUCAGAUUUUCCCAUCAAGGGUCUGAUGCUAGCAGCAGCCAUAAAAGUGAGAUUAAUUUUCCACAAAUUAAAUCUAAGUACAUGACUGCUGAAGAGAUUGAGAGCAUUCUUAAGAUGCAGCUUGCUGCUACCCAUGGGAGUGAUCCGUAUGUGGACGAUUAUUACCAUCAAGCAAGUCUUGCUAAGAAAUCUGCUGAAACAAGGUCAAGGUUUCGUUUUUGCCCAUCUCACCAGAAAGAACAAUCUUCUCGUUCCCGUAACAGUUCUGAACAACAGCCACAUCUCCAUGUUGAUGCUCUUGGAAGGGUUUGCUUCUCUUCAAUUCGCAGGCCUCGUCCACUUCUUGAAGUUGACCCUCCUCCCUCUGCCUGUGGGGAUGGUAAUGCUGAACAGAAAUUAUCUGAGAAGCCUUUGGAAGAGGAGCCAAUGCUUGCUGCUAGGAUAACUACUGAAGAUGGGUUAAGUCUUCUUCUUGAGGUCGAUGACAUUGAUCGGCUGUUACAGUUCACUCAACCUCAAGAUGGUGGGAGCCAGCUCAAGCGGAAACGUCAUGUUCUAUUAGAAGGAUUAGCUGCAUCUCUUCAGCUAGUUGAUCCCUUGGGAAAAAAUGGAAAUGCUGUGGGUCUCUCCCCCAAGGAUGAUAUAGUGUUUCUACGAAUAGUUUCCUUGUCCAAAGGCCGAAAACUUAUUUCAAAGUUUCUUCAGCUACUCAUUCCUGGUAGUGAGCUGGCUCGAAUAGUUUGCAUGGCCAUCUUCCGCCAUCUAAGAUUUUUGUUUGGUGGCUUGCCAUCUGAUGCAGAAGCAACUAUUACCAUCAACGAUCUUGCCAAAAGAGUCUCUCUAUGUGUUAGUGGAAUGGAUCUUAAUUCACUCAGUGCUUGUCUUGCUGCAGUUGUUUGUUCCUCCGAACAGCCGCCACUUCGUCCAGUAGGCAGUCCUGCUGGAGAUGGUGCAUCAGUCAUUUUGAAGUCUGUUUUAGAAAGAGCUACAACCCUGUUAAGAGAUCCUCAGUUUGGCGGAAACUACAGCAUCCCUAAUCCUGCACUUUGGCAGGCUUCUUUCGAUGCCUUCUUCGGUCUCCUGACAAAAUACUGUGUGAGCAAGUAUGACAGUAUUGUGCAGUCGUUAGUUGUUCAGAAUGCACCGAACACAGAGGCAAUUGGUCCAGAGGCUGCAAAGGCUGUAAGUAGAGAGAUGCCCGUGGAACUUCUUCGUGCUAGUCUGCCUCAUACUGAUGAGAGUCAGAAGAAGUUGCUACUGAAUUUCGCCCAGAGGUCCAUGCCCGUUACUGGAUUUAAUGCUCAUGGUGGAAACAGCGGACAGAUAAACCCCGAGUCUGUCAGAGGCUGAAAUGGAAAAUAUCUGGAAGCUAUUCUGUUGGCUUGUUCUUCAUUUGAGCUCUGUUCCAAGUCUUGUUGUGACAGAGAUUGAGACAGUAUGUGUAUAUGUCGGGCAGAUUUUAACGCCUCAAGAUUCUAUGUUUUAGUCUCUUCCAACUCCAAAGAUCUCCUCCAACCAGACGGUCCACUCUGGCGGUGUCUCCUCCUCCUCUCUUUUAGGUCUGUGAAAGCAUUUGUUUUCUGCUUCGUUUUUAUUGUUAUACUAUCUUACAUGACUGUGAGUUCAUGUCGGAAGCUCUUGUAUGCUUUUAAAUCUAAAGAGCUUUCUUUUCUGUAACUCUGGAUUGAAACCUUUGACUCUUAAGGGUGAAAUGUACAGCCUAAGGUAAGGCAUCGCCGGUGGUGGUGUUCGUUAUAUCUCUGUCAGUUUGACUUCCUCCUAAUGUCUGUAGAAAUUAGGAAAGUCGGUGGCGUCGUCAACCGAUAGGAUAGGGGUAGUAAUGCAGGUUGGGAGAUGGUUGUCUCAGAGGAAGCUUGUAAUAAAAAAAACUUUGUAUGUUGAAUUUUCUAGGGUUCUACUAGCCCUUUUUUUACAGGCUCUGUAGAUCUCUUUAUGUU